Messenger RNA from Mytilinidion resinicola, 522 nucleotides. RefSeq lists its product as uncharacterized. The transcript has a single exon. The record is from RefSeq and is a predicted model, not a curated record. Lineage: Eukaryota; Fungi; Ascomycota; Dothideomycetes; Mytilinidiales; Mytilinidiaceae. Bases 1 to 522 code for a protein of 173 amino acids.
AUGGCAUAUUCACAACGUUCAACCCAAGCGCCGUUGACUGAGACAAUAUUCCCACAUCAGAACAACGGUCCUCGUACAAGUACUUGCCAGCACAAGGUGCCAGCGACCACGGAUCAUGGCCAGGCCUUACCGGAAUCUGAAAGAUUCUACCUUUCUCAGCAAAUUCGUGCAAUCAAGAUACAAGACUUUCUCGACAAGAGCAAAACCCCUCCGAGUGUUCUGCCCUUCAGUUCAGUGGCGACGUCAUCCUUCGAAAUCUGCCAAAUCUGCAAGCUUCAGGUCUUGAAUCAGGUCUAUUCCACUAUCGAGAUCGUGCGUAAUAAAAUCAGGGUUAUGGCUCUCCAUCGACAGCACGUUGACGAAGACGUGGCGUUUCGCUACAUGGUCAACGUACUUCAAUGCCUGUAUUUUGAGACGGAAUUUGAUGCUUGGCAAUUAGAUAUCGGGGAACUUGCAGGGGAUGGUUUGAAGAGGUAUUUGGAGGAUCGUCUUGUGGAGUUCCAGCACAUCUACAACUUUUGA